Molecule: messenger RNA, 1468 nt
Organism: Carassius carassius (crucian carp)
Lineage: Eukaryota; Metazoa; Chordata; Actinopteri; Cypriniformes; Cyprinidae
Gene: serpine1
Product: serpin peptidase inhibitor, clade E (nexin, plasminogen activator inhibitor type 1), member 1
Exons: 9
Coding region: 120-1298 (392 amino acids)
Biological process (GO): negative regulation of plasminogen activation; negative regulation of vascular wound healing; negative regulation of endopeptidase activity
Molecular function (GO): serine-type endopeptidase inhibitor activity
Source: RefSeq, a predicted model, not a curated record
AUAGCGACAGAGCUACUCACAGACACAUUAAGAGCAGCUCUAGGCUUGCACUGCAACGAAGAACACAGCAACAAACUAAAUCUACAAAGAAACUCUCCAAAAUCUAAGCUUCUUUCAGAAUGCAGAGCCUGAAUGUGCUGCUGAUCUUAUCCCUCUGCGGGUCAAGCUUGUGCAACAGUAUGCCAGAGAAACAGACAGAUUUUGGGCUGCAGGUUUUCUCUGAAGUAGUCCAAUCUGCUCCGGACAGAAAUCUGGUUCUUUCUCCCUAUGGCAUCUCUUCAGUGCUGGGCAUGGCUCAGCUGGGUGCCUAUGGCAGCACUCUUCAAAUGCUUACCUCCAAGAUGGGCUACUCACUGCAAGCACGAGGUAUGCCAAAGCAACAGCGGCUUCUUCAGAGAGAUCUGGCUAGUGAAGAUGGGGUAGAAGUGGCCAGCGGUGUCAUGGUUGACCGGAAGAUAAUCCUGGAAAAGGUAUUCAGGCGCAGCCUAUCCAAAGCCUUCCAGAGCGUCCCGCACCAAAUAGACUUCAGUCAACCAGAGAUGGCCCGGCAGGUGAUCAACUCCUGGACAUCUGACCACACUGGUGGAAUGAUUUCUGACUUCCUCCCAUCUGGGGUGUUGAGUGAACUGACACGCUUGGUCCUGUUGAAUGCUCUUCACUUUCAUGGGGUCUGGAAGACACCCUUUGACCCUAAACUUACUAGGGAACAGCUGUUUCACAGAGUAAACGGCAGUGCUGUAUCUGUUCCUAUGAUGAUUAUGACUUCAAAAUUCAACUGUGGUGAGUUUGUGACUGAAGACGGUGUGGACUAUGAUGUCAUUGAGGUGCCUUAUGAGGGGGAGUCGCUAAGUAUGCUUCUAGUCUUACCAUUUGAGAGGGAUGUGCCUCUGUUGGCCUUGAACAAAGAGCUGAGAAGCAGCAGGUUUAACCAAUGGAGAAAACAGAUGAGAAAGAUUACCAAACAACUUGCUAUUCCAAGGUUCUCCAUGGAUACAGAAACUGAUCUGAAGUCCACACUGAGCAAGAUGGGUCUUGGAGACAUUUUCAGCCAAAGCAAAGCUGAUUUCUCUCGCAUUACCACCGAGGAACCUUUGUGUGUAUCCAAGGUCCUUCAGAGGGUAAAACUUGAGGUGAAUGAAGAAGGAACCAAAGGCUCAUCUGCCACAGCGGCUAUAAUCUACUCUCGCAUGGCUGUAGAGGAGAUCACACUCGAUAGACCCUUCUAUUUCUUCAUUCAACACAAACCCACUAGUGCCGUGUUGUUCAGCGGUCAAGUGAACCAGCCUCAGGAAUCCUAACAGACCAAGGUUGUGUCCGAAGUGCCCAUACAAACAGAAGGACCAGGGAAACCAACAAGUCUGCACACAAAAUACUACUGAAGACCGAAUGAUAUUGGGAGGGGGAAAAUGCAAAAACUUCUAUAUCUGUAACGUGAGCAUAGCUUGAAGUGCCAAGAAAUAAGAAUAAG